Molecule: messenger RNA, 663 nt
Organism: Chondrus crispus (carragheen)
Lineage: Eukaryota; Rhodophyta; Florideophyceae; Gigartinales; Gigartinaceae
Exons: 1
Coding region: 1-663 (220 amino acids)
Source: RefSeq, a predicted model, not a curated record
AUGCCAUCAAACAAGGAAACAGGAGUGACAGUCAACGCGUACUCCGACGCGGACUACGCGAACGACCAGACCACCAGGAAGUCAAGUACAGGGAUGCUAACCAUGGUCAACGGUGCCCCCGUACAAUGGCUAGCGAAACAGCAGCCAGUCGUGGCGAAGAGCACCUGCGAAGCAGAAUACAUAGCAGCGGCCGAAGCUGCCACACUCACAACAUGGCUGCAAAAAUUGAUCACAGAAAUGGGGAUCACAAUCGCCCGCCCCACCAUGCACAUCGACAAUACCGCCGCGGUCCAAACGGCGAAUAGCACGGGGGCCACACGCCGCCGCAAGUGCAUAGAUGUCCGCUACCACUACCUCUACGACAUCGUACAAAAGGGAGAAAUCACAAUUCGCAGAAUCCCCACGACGGAGCAGUACGCCGACAUCCUAACAAAACCCCUCAAGGCAAUGCUGUACAAGCGGCACCAAACCCACAUACAGCUACGCCUACCACCCCCCUACCCCACAACAACUCGCGCCCCCCACCACUCACGUCAGGAGGAGUGUGGUUACAUCCAGAAAAACAAAAGCGACGCUCGGACGGAGUGCGCGAGACGCACAGUGCAACACAACAGUGGUUACAUCCAGACGACAGUACAGCACACCACAGUAAAUAAGACAUAG